Messenger RNA from Egretta garzetta (little egret), 4776 nucleotides. It is a transcript of the gene GET4, whose product is annotated as guided entry of tail-anchored proteins factor 4. Lineage: Eukaryota; Metazoa; Chordata; Aves; Pelecaniformes; Ardeidae. The coding region runs from base 2706 to 3530 and encodes 274 amino acids. Gene Ontology annotation, biological process: protein insertion into ER membrane. The record is from RefSeq and is a predicted model, not a curated record. Gene Ontology annotation, molecular function: protein binding. The transcript has 9 exons. Gene Ontology annotation, cellular component: cytosol; BAT3 complex.
ACGAAACAAGGCUACUUUGUUGCACAGUAGUCACUCUCUGGUACCGCUUUUAGGAAGGGGCCACUCUCGGAAUGGCAAGACUGGCCUGCACGGAGGAAUUUUAUUAGAAUAGAUUCUAGCUGGUGCAACGUCUGUGUACAGGGCAGUGGUUAAGUAGAGCAGGCCUGGACAAUUUUUUUCAAAAAUAUUGCUACUACCUGUUAUGUCAUAAGAAACAUAUUUUUAUUGCAAACCUUUUUACAUUUUUUUUUUUUUUUUUUUUCGCAUCCAUCGUAACUUGUGGUGGGCACCCUUUCUCUCGUCGAAAUUUAAAAUGUAGACCCUUGCUUCAGGGCACAGAAUGAGCUAUCACUUCUAGGGGCUUCCUCAGCUGGUCCCAGCUUUGUUUAUUUGUGGUUUUGCUGCGAGAGGGGAGGUGGGAAAACUGCCUUCUGCGCCUUGGUAGCUCACUUGCGUGUCACCUGUCCCCGGAGCAGCUCUGAGUUGGAAUGGGAAUAGGCCUGUGGGUAUCCACAGAAAAAUAGCAGCCAGGUAAUGGGGGGAAGAGGGUCCUUGGUGCACGGUCCUGCUUCUGCUACCAAUGUGCAUUGGAUAUCCUGCCCAACCCUGUAUUCCAAGCACCGUUAAAUUAAAGCAGUUGUGUUCCCUGUAGCCUGAUGGGAUCAGCAAGGGCACCAUCUAGGCCUUAAGACGUAAAUUGUAUUUGAGAAUAAAUCUAAAUUUAAGACAAAGCAUGGCCUAUUUUAUAGUAAGGAUUAUGUGAUGCGAUGGCUGCAGUGGCGGAAGAUGACUGGAUGAGAAGUGACCUGCUGAGCCAAGUCUUCUGAAUGUAUUAACUCACGUUGCUUAAGCUUCCCUGAAUUAAUUUGGAUUCAAAGAUCCUGCCUUUUCCAUUUUAAAUGCAAGAGAAAGGAGGUGCUCAAUUAAAUGAAAAGGCGACGUUUGCAUAGCUAGGAAGAGGGUUUCCUUCUAGGCAAAAAGAGGUAAUGAGACACUGAAAUCUGUUUGGAAAGUCACCAAGGCCAAAAAAAAGAGUCCCGGAUAGUCCUGUCUGUCCUCUGUAAAAUGUAUGCUAAAUGUCAACAGUUUUCCAGAGGCACAUUAACAUGGAGUAAGAUGAUCUCAGCUGUGGAAUUGUACUUGGGAUGGCCAGUACUUACUUGUUUUAAACAUCACCAGCCUGUAAAAUGUUAGUCUGUUCUGUCAUGAGUUGCGUGUUAAACUUGAAAUCCUGACGCAGGGUCCUAAAUCCUGGCUAGCCAGAAGUCCUGAACUGAGAUGUAUUUGAGGGUGGAGGAGGAAAGAUUACCAUGAGCUGCCUCCUGCAGAGUUCUUAUCCCUCCCUGUGAUGCACGCAGCAGGUGGAAAAUCGCUGUUCCUGCCUGACCCCGGGCAGCGAGUCCUGUCCUCCUCCGGACCAGGGCCAGUGGUGUAACUGUGCAGGCUGACUGGGCUGAACUCUUCUCUGUUUAUGAUUUGGUGAUUGAGUCAAACUCCCAAAUUUAACAUCCCUGUUGUGGUUACAUUGACAUCCGUUUUCCUGAUGCUUGUCAGUACUUUUUCUGGUAGGAAUGAUCUGUUCCAGGAUUUCAGUUAUGAAAAUGCUUCUCUCUCUUGUUCUAAAUGCCACUUAGAUCCAUGUAGUGAGUAUUUUUAUUAAAAGUUCUUAUUAAAUAAAAGCAUGGGUUUUUUUUUUUUAAAAACCCCACAACUGUUUUAAAAAUGUAUUUUAUAUUGUAAAGUUGUUUUCAGCAUCUUUUAGUAUCUGCUGUAAUAAUUCCCAGAUUAGGAGCUCCCAGGUAGCAUUGGGAAUCUACUGGAAGUAGAAUUUGUGAAGUGGAUCCACACUGAGGUUCAGUGUCAAACACCCAGGAGCAGACCUGGAUGCGAGGCCAACUGUAAAAACAUUGGAGCUGCCGAUCCAUUUGACUGAUGUGUGGCGCAUUUGCUACAGUGAUUGUAAAUGUGAAUUGUUGAGGAUACCUAUUCCAACAAAACACCAUCAUGCCAUCCAUUAUUACAGUUCUGCUGACUGUUUCGGAUAAAAGACCUUGGGGUUUUUGGAAGAUGGUGAGCAGGAUGAUAGGAGGAGUCUGUCUCCUCCCCUGCUUGUUGUCUGAUCUGAUUUUACCGGUAGGGCCUGUCCCUGAUUCUGCCACGUGUGACAGGAAUCUCACGCGCAGCACAAGAGCUUUUGGCAUCCACAGUUUGCUCGUUUUCCCUCUGCUAAGGGUGACCCCUUCCAUGCCCGUGCUGUCCCACUGCUCCUCUGACUGCUUCACUCCCCUCUCCGUUCCCCCCUGGGGAUGCUCAUGCAUUGGAUCUGCUGCACGGGUUUGGGCCUUGGUGCUGCAGGAGCAGAGAGGCUCCCCUGGCUGCCGAGAACAGAAAGGGGUGAAACAGGGGCACGGCACAACCAGCUGCCGUAGAGGACAAACCGAAUAUCGCAGAUACUAAAGCAGUGCGGUAGAACUGACGGCUUAUCUUUUUGAUAGAGCAAAUGGGCUGUUGUUAUUAACUACUCGGAAAACAGACUUUCUGAGAAGCAGUUAAGAGAAAUGGAAAUUGGAAACUGCAUCUGCUGCCACACCUUAACUGCUUUUAUAGGAAAUGCUGCCUUCAUAACCUAGAGAUGUGACUAUCCAAGACCUUUAGUUACCGACAGCGAUGGUGUGCAGGGGGCUGCAAUCACAGCACCAUGGUAUAUGUCACAAGGAAAACAUGCAGAAGCAAGAGAACUAAUGUAUUCAGGGGCUUUGCUGUUCUUCAGUCAUAACCAGCAAAACAGUGCUGCUGAUCUGUCCAUGCUGGUUUUGGAGUCUUUGGAGAAAUCGGAUGCAAAAGUAGCAGAUGACCUUUUAGAAAACUUGGCUAAAUUGUUUAGUUUAAUGGAUCCAAAUUCUCCCGAAAGAGUGGCUUUCGUAUCCAGAGCACUAAAAUGGUCUAGCGGGGGAUCAGGAAAACUUGGACAUCCGAAACUACACCAGUUACUAGCAAUUACCCUGUGGAAAGAGCAAAACUAUAGUGAAUCUCGGUAUCACUUCUUGCACUCCACAGAUGGCGAAGGAUGUGCAAAUAUGCUAGUAGAAUACUCCUCGUCCAGGGGAUAUCGCAGUGAGGUGGACAUGUUUGUAGCACAGGCAGUACUACAAUUUCUCUGCUUAAAAAAUAAGACCAGCGCAUCAGUUGUUUUUACGACAUACACGCAGAAACAUCCUUCAAUAGAAAAGGGUCCGCCCUUUGUUCAGCCACUGCUAAACUUCAUCUGGUUUCUGUUACUGGCAGUUGAUGGAGGAAAACUAACAGUAUUUACAGUAUUGUGCGAACAGUAUCAACCUUCACUGAAAAGAGACCCCAUGUAUAAUGAGUACCUAGAUAGAAUAGGACAGCUUUUCUUUGGUGUUCCGCCCAAGCAGACAUCGUCCUACGGAGGAUUACUAGGAAAUCUUUUAAAUAGUCUGAUGGGAACUGGAGAAGAUGAUGACACAGAAGAGGGUCAGGAAGAUAGCAGUCCUAUCGAGCUCGACUGAAUGUUGUUGUCAUUGGGUGCCGUGUAAAUCUGAUGAUUCAAUGACUCCAAAGACAGUUUUGGAAUUUGAAUCCUGCAGUGGUUUCUUGGUGCCUAAAAGGGCUCCUCUGGUCUUUUAGAAAUGGUUGCUGAAAUGUUUAUAAUGUUCGGUCUAUAUUAUUUAUGUAAAAAAAAAAAAGAAAGAAACCAACAAAAAGUAGCCAAACGAACCAAUCGGAGCAAUUGUUAGCAGGUUUCCGAUACAGCGGCUGGUGACUUUGAUUAAAACGUAAUCUUCUACGGUUUCUGAUGCAGUAUUCCCUUUUGCACAGUAAUUCAAUAAAGCAUAAAUAUGGGUCUUGUACUUCACGGCCUACCCAAUACCAUCUUUGUUACGAGAAAGCCUCUUUGACCUCUGCCACCUCCAAGGAAGAUCUCAAAGGGCAGGGUGAUCAAUUGAAUUAAUUUAUUUGCGAGGCUGGUGCCAAAUGUACUGCGAGACGAGCCAAGCAGCAUAACUUGAGAUGCACAUCCAAGAGACAUUGACACCAAGAACUUGCUUCCACGGCGGUGAGUAGCAUGCGUGCCAUUCGCACUGCCUUUCGCUCUCCCUGAGGUCUGGCUCAGGCGCGUGUUUAGCCGAUACAUCCUGAAAAGCACAAGAUUGAAUUGCUCUCGAGUAAAAGCCAAUCAGUGGAAUGUAGGUAAUUGGCUUCCAUGUGGAUCUCUCUCUUGCCUAGGUAUAAAAAUUUGGCUCGUGGGUCUACUCCUUUGGAACAGAUUCUUUUUCAGUGUAAGUAAGUUCACAACCAUAUGUAAAGGUGACGGCGUGCAGUGAAUGAAAUUAUUUGCCGCGGGCACCGUAUGCGUUUGAACUGCAGCUGUAAAGAAAAGGGAUACUGCAGAACUUUUGGUUCUUUGAUAUAUUUAUUUUUCUUGGGUGAUCGAUUGAUUCAUUUAACACUUUCUGUAAAAAAAAAAAAGAAUAAAUCAAUAAGUAAUGGAGUAACUUCACCCCCAGUGGUAGGCAUAGCCAGUCUACAUCUCCUCCUCUUUAAUGCAGCACAGUGGAUGUCAGUGGUACCGUGAACAGAUGAAAGGGUGGGGAAACGCUUUAUUUUUUCACGAUGAAAAUAAAAAGGCUUAGAUUAAUAAACAGCAAUCAUGCAUGGGGGAGGGGGGGAUUAAUACAAAUUUAUUGACUGUAUGAAAAAGGCAGUGAAAGGAAGACUUUGUGUUAAUUGUGAAGUCUCAAAUAAACACUUUAU